Messenger RNA from Agrilus planipennis (emerald ash borer), 2886 nucleotides. RefSeq names its product tudor domain-containing protein 3-like. The coding region runs from base 544 to 2676 and encodes 710 amino acids. Gene Ontology annotation, biological process: mRNA processing. The transcript has 3 exons. Gene Ontology annotation, cellular component: nucleus; cytoplasm. NCBI's taxonomy places the organism in Eukaryota, Metazoa, Arthropoda, Insecta, Coleoptera, Buprestidae. The record is from RefSeq and is a predicted model, not a curated record. Gene Ontology annotation, molecular function: RNA binding.
CAUAAAGUAUUAAAAUAUCCCGUAAUUGUCCGUUUUGAAUUAUGUAUUUUAUUUAUUUUCAGUAAGAAACUGUACUAUAAAUUAUGUUUAUCUCAACUACCUUUUGAUGUGUAACGUUUUAUUGUGGAAGUAAGUGGAAGUAGAGAAGGAAUGAGCUACUCAGUUGGUCCUACUCAGCCGUCAACCGUUCGACCUGGUUGCCUUAGUCUUAAACAGUACGUGAAAUUAUUUUGCCCGUUACCGAUGUUUCAUGUUAAACAUCAUUGGCGACUAUUGCAUAAUUUAUAUUUUUUUUAUUAAAACUGCCUAAUCCAACCUAAAUUGUAUCAGUUUAUUCUAUUAGGUAGUUCAUUAAAAUGUUAUCUAAAAAUAUGUUAGAAUUUUUAAGUAGAACGCUACCUAUUAUAUGUUAACCUGUUAACUGCAGCUCUAUAGAUGAUAAUUGCUUAUCAGCUGUCAUUUUUAUGUCAAUCGAGAACCUCGUUCAUGGCGUAAAAGGUAUUUUGAAAAAUGUGAGAAAUCAUUUAGUGCAAACUAGUGAGUAUGGAAAAAGAAGUAGAUGCAAAUUGUUUAGAAGAUCGUGAAGAAGGAGAAAUUGUUGAAGAUGAAUUCGAAGAUGUGUCGGACUGCUCGAUGUCUAUAUCACCCAUUGACUCACCUUUACCCCCUGGUAAGUUACUUGCUCCUCCAGAGUUCUUACCUGCAGUUUCUUUAAGCAGUGUUAGUGAUGAUGAAGUUCGCCUUAUCCCUGUUUAUAAUCGGUGUGCAACGAAAAGAAGGCGUCAUAGCAAAAGCCCCCAUUGUAAUCAUAAGCGAAAAAGGCAAACUCGAUCUCAUUCGAGAAGGUCGAAAGCUUAUGUUGAUUAUCACUCUGACCGUGAAGAUGAAAGGCUAGAAAGAAAACGAAUUUUGUUAAAUAAAGCGUUAAGAAGGGAAAGUCAAGAGGAACUUUUACACAAUAGUUUACGUACUCGUUUAAAAACUAUGUUGUAUGAAAAUAUUGAACAGCCUUCAAGUGAUGAAGACUUAGAGGCACUGCGAGAAAUUGCCCUUUUAUCAAGAAACACAGAAGCUGCAGACAGAAAAUUAACAAGAAACAACUUAGAAAAUGAGAUAAGAAAUGACCUUAAUUCAGUGAUAGAAAAAGAUUUUAAAAGUGAUUCUGACUCAGUAAUUAUUAUAAAUGAAGCAGACGAUUCUGAAAGCAACAGUGAGAAUAGAGAUAGUGCACAUAAUUCAGAUGCUGCUGAAGAUAGUGAACUGAUUAAUUUAAGAUUAGAGGCUUUAAAAUCUGCAGUUAUUAAAAAAAGUCGAGAAAGAAAGAAAAGAAAAGUAAUAGAACAUGAAAAGAAAAUUUCAAGUCAAGAAACGCUUGCUGUUCCAGAUGAUGUAGCAGAAUUUGAUGAAAUUGAUAAGGAAAAUAGUUUUAAUUCCAAAGAUUCAUCUACAAAACCAAGAAAAUGUAGUGAAUCUGAAAAGGUACUUAAUGAGUCAAAUCCAAUUGUUACUUGUCCCACAAAAGAAUCUACCAGUUUUUCAAAAAACGAGUUAAUUGAAAAUUAUGAAGAAAAUAGAGUAAAAGUAGAUAUUGAUGUAAAAAAAGUGGAAAUUAAUUCUCAAAAUUCUAUCACAGAAAAUUUCAAAGAUAAAUCACAUGAAAAAAAUGUAUUAGAAGAAGAUGCAGAUAUACUGAGGGCUAUGCUUCUGGCUUCUAUGUCAAGGAAGAUUACAAGUAAAAAUACAAAUGUGAUAUCUAAGGGAGAAACAACUGUUCCUUCUCAGAUGCUUUCUUCACAAAUUUUUCCAUCACAGGAAGUUGAACACACUGUUAAACAGCAGUCAUUAAGUAAAAUCAAUACUAGAAUUGCAAUAAAAACAGUUAGUAGUAAACCACUGAGCAAGAAUGAUUUAAAUUCAGUAAAUAAACCUGUAAAAGUAAUUCCCACUAAAAAGAUACAGUAUAGAGGGAAAUCUCACAAAUGGGAAAAAAAAUCCAGUAAUAUUGAAGUUAAACCCAUAAUUAUUAAGGUAAAUGGUUCAGAUUCUGAUGAUGAUGAGUUUGAAAGUCAAGCAACAAAUAAUAAUUUGAAAGAAACUGUUGAAAUGUUUCUUAAAAAGCAAAGAGCUGAGGUAGAGGCUAAAAUUACAACAACAACUGAUAGUAAAAAGGUAGACUUAGAGAAUAAAGACAAAAAUGUGAUAAACAAGCCAAAUGCAUCAGAACAAGUUUCAAAGGCUGCAACAAGAAAUGGAAAAUUAAACCCUUUGAUUAAUAGUAAUAUAUUUUUAAAGAAGAAUGAUAACAGAGAAACUAUAGAUAAAUCUCUAAAUAAGCUUCUGUUGAACAGAUCAGCUUUAAAACUUCUGCCUAAAUCUCAACAAAUUGAAUAUCAGAAACUUAAGCAACAGUUAUUGAAUGCUAAAAGAAAAAUUAAAAUAAAAAAAGCAGUGAAAAUGCAGCCUUUUAAACAAAAUGAUCCAAAACUAGGCUUUGCAAAUGUCACACAAAUAUCGAAACCACUUCCAUUAAAUUUAAAAUUCAAUAAUUACCAAAAAUAUUCAAAAACAAAGCUGGCUCCCAAACAAUCUGUCAUCACUGAAGAAAAGGCGUUGGAAGCCGUCACUAAUUUGAAGAAAAUACUUGACGAUAUACAAGUGCAGCAAAAUGGGAGGUGAGUAUUUUAUAUUCAAUUUUCUUUUUAUGAAAAUUAGGGAAGUACAGAUAUUUUCAAGCCUUCUUUAAUGAAGUUAAAUUAAAUUCUAAAUAUGCAUUAAUCCAUUGCCGUAAAGUGGGCUGCACAAGUUGCUGUAAGAUUUUCCGUAGGUUACAGAUGAAAGGUAAGUACCAAUUAUUGGUACCACUGCUGCGAAAAAUUAACCAGGCAA